CGGCCGCUCCCCCGCCGGCGAGGCCCGGCCCAUGGCAAAGCGCUCGGCCGGCGGCUGGGCGGCUCGGGGCCGGCCGCUUCCUGCCCGUCGGUAGCGGCGGGCGCAGUUCGGCCGCGCCAUGCGGGACUACGAGGAGGUGACCGCCUUCCUGGGCGAGUGGGGCCGCUUCCAGCGCCUCGUCUUCUUCCUGCUCAGCGCCAGCAUCGUCCCCAACGGCUUCAACGGGCUCUCCAUCGUCUUCCUGGCCGGUACCCCCGAGCACCGCUGCGCCGUGCCGCCCGGAGCCAACCUGAGCGAGGAGUGGCGGAACGCCAGCAUCCCGCUGGAGCUGCGCGGCGGACUGACGGAGCCGAGCCGCUGCAGCCGCUACCGCCUGGACGUGCUGCUCAACCUGUCGGCGCUGGGGCUGCGGCCCGGCAUCGACGUGCAUCUGGCGGAGCUGGAGCAGGAGCCGUGCCUGGACGGCUGGGAGUACAGCCGCGACGUGUACCGCUCCACCAUCGUCACCGAGUGGAACCUCGUGUGUGACAAUGAUUGGAAGGGGCCCAUGAGUACCUCCCUGUUCUUUGUCGGCGUGCUGCUCGGAUCGUUCAUAUCAGGACAGCUCUCAGACAAGUUUGGCAGGAAGAAUGUGCUGUUCUCAACUCUGGCAAUGCAGACCAUCUUCAGCUUCGUUCAGAUCUUCUCUACCAGCUGGGAGAUGUUUUCCGUGUUCUUUUUGCUGGUUGGCAUGGGGCAGAUCUCAAACUAUGUGGCAGCGUUUGUUCUCGGCACAGAAAUUCUUGGCAAAUCCAUUCGUCUACUAUUCUGCACGUUGGGCGUUUGCAUCUUUUAUGCCUUUGGCUACAUGUUGCUGCCACUGUUUGCCUAUUUCAUCAGAGACUGGAGGCUGCUGCUGCUGGCGCUUACUUUACCUGGGCUGCUCUUCAUCCCACUGUGGUGGAUCAUUCCAGAAUCUCCACGAUGGCUGAUCUCUCGAGGAAGAUUUCGAGAAGCAGAAGACAUCAUCCGAAAGGCUGCAAAAAUUAAUGAGGUUACAGUCCCAGAUGUAAUCUUUGACCCUAGCGAGCUGCAAGAUUUGAGUUCCCAGGGGCAACAGACAUACACCAUUUUGGAUCUAAUGAGAACACGAAAUAUCCUCACUAUCACAAUUAUGUCAGUGAUUCUGUGGAUGAUAAUCUCCGUUGGUUAUUUUGGACUUUCUCUCGACACACCCAACUUGCACGGGGAUGUCUAUGUGAACUGCUUCCUCUCAGCAGUGAUUGAGGUUCCAGCCUACAUUAUCUCCUGGCUGCUGCUUCGAAAUCUCCCCCGACGGUAUUCAAUGGCUGCUGCGUUAUUCUUGGGAGGCUGUGUUCUUCUCUUCAUUCAGCUGGUGCCUUCACAUAUUCGUGCCCUGUCUAUUCUCCUGGUGAUGUUAGGGAAGUUUGGGAUCACAUCUGCCUUUUCAAUGGUUUAUGUUUACACGGCUGAGCUCUACCCAACGGUAGUGAGAAACAUGGGAGUUGGAGCAAGUUCCAUGGCCUCUAGGCUUGGCAGCAUCCUCUCGCCUUACUUUGCUUAUCUUGGUGCCUACGAUAGAUUCCUGCCUUACAUCCUGAUGGGGAGCCUGACUGUGCUAUCGGGAAUUCUGACUCUGUUCCUGCCAGAAAGCUAUGGUAUGCCUCUUCCUGAUACAAUUGAGCAAAUGCUGCUGGUAAAGGGACUAGAAUACAGGCCUGCAUCUACUGCCAAAAGGAAUUCAAAGGAUGAAGAAGAAAAUCCAGAGAUUUUUAAGAGCACAUCUUUUUAAUGAAAUGCCUACUUCCUGAUAGACUGAAAGUUAAAUGGA
Phasianus colchicus (ring-necked pheasant) is the source of this 1831-nucleotide messenger RNA. Its product is annotated as organic cation/carnitine transporter 2-like. Gene Ontology annotation, cellular component: membrane. Gene Ontology annotation, biological process: transmembrane transport. Lineage: Eukaryota; Metazoa; Chordata; Aves; Galliformes; Phasianidae. Gene Ontology annotation, molecular function: transmembrane transporter activity. The record is from RefSeq and is a predicted model, not a curated record.